Messenger RNA from Mycena citricolor, 2012 nucleotides. Lineage: Eukaryota; Fungi; Basidiomycota; Agaricomycetes; Agaricales; Mycenaceae. The record is from the annotation of a GenBank genome assembly.
GGCCAGAAUGAGUCGCAUCAGCGCAAAAGGGACGAUGUGCAUCUCUCUUCGCUCUAACUUGGUAAGGAUGCAUCGGCGAUGUUUCAGAGUCUGGGAAUGUCAGAUGUCGUUCGCUACCCAUGGUUGACGUUUCUCCCUUCGGCGACCUCUGCUGUUUUGGGCGCUGUUCGAAUCUGUACGCCAAAGCUUUCAGUCAUCCUCACUUCCGUGCAGCCCCAUGCAGAUGUUGAUUUUCAUUCUCGACUUCUUGCAGGAGACGGAUUUUCACGGGUUGAUGGCUGCUUUGUCGAAGCAGUAUAAAUGUAGGCCACAAACUCACUGGGGAGCCCAACACCGAUCCUGGUGUUUCUUCCGCCGUAAAUCCCUCUCAAGAUGUUCACUUCUUGGACCCUUCUCUCCCUGGCUGCGUCAGUUCGUCUGACCGCUGGGUUAGCGAUUGGGCCCGUUGGUUCAUUCGUCGUCGCCAACAAGACCAUUGCUCCUGACGGUGUCCCUCGCGCUGCCGUCCUUGCUGGGGGAACAUUCCCUGGUCCCCUCGUCAGGGGACACAUCGGGGACAACUUCCGGCUCACGGUCAUCGAUCAGCAAAAGGACAUUCGGAUGCUCGAACCGACCUCCAUUCAUUGGCAUGGAUUGUUCCAGAAUGGGACCAACUACAUGGACGGGCCGUCGUUCAUCAAUCAGUGUCCGAUCUCGCCCGGGAACUCGUUCACAUAUGAUUUCACUUCCCAACAAUCUGGAACAUUCUGGUAUCACUCACACCUCGCCACUCAGUACUGCGAUGGUCUGCGUGGCGCGAUGGUCAUCUACGAUCCCAAGGACGCAUACCUCCAUGCUUACGACGUCGACGACGAGUCGACAGUGAUCACCUUGGGCGACUGGUACAACGUCUUUGCAGAGACUGUGGUCGGUGUCGCGACCCCGUCAUCUAUGCUCAUCAACGGCCUUGGACGUACCGCUGCCACAGUCUCCAACACGACUCUGGCUGUGAUCACCGUCAAAAAGGGCUUGCGCUACCGCUUCCGUUUGGUCAACCUUGCUUGCGACUCCAACUACGUCUUCCAGAUCGACGGACACAAGAACCUGACCAUCAUCGAAGCGGACGGGAUCCUCCAUCAGCCGUUGAGCGUUGAUUCCAUUCAAAUUUACGCAGCGCAACGUUAUUCGUUCAUCUUGACUGCCAAUCAGCCCAUCGGCAACUACUGGAUUCGUGCGAACCCGAACAACGGCCCCACUGGUUUCGCCGGGGGUAUCAACUCCGCGAUUCUUCGCUAUAUCGGAGCGAACAAUUCUGAACCAACAACUUCGCAAGACACGUCGGUCAAUGGAUUGGUCAAUGAGGUAAACCUGCACCCGCUCGUUGACCCCGGUGCUCCCGGUGGUGCGUUCAUUGGCGGUGCCGACGUACAGCUCAAUCUAGCUUUGGCGUUUGAUUUGACAACCUUCAAAUUUACGAUCAACGGCGUGGCAUUCGUCCCACCUACUGUUCCCGUCCUGCUCCAAAUUCUGUCAGGCGCACAGAACGCCCAGUCGCUGCUGCCAAACGGCUCAGUCUAUACGCUCCCGCACUUUGCGUCGGUUGAGGUCACCUUAGCAGGAGGUGUGGUUGGUGGCGGCCAUCCCUUCCACUUGCACGGACACGCCUUCGAUGUCAUCCGGUCCGCCGGCAGCACCACAUACAACUACGUCAACCCGGCUCGACGAGACGUCGUGAACAUCGGAGGGGCAGGCGACAAUGUUACCAUCCGUUUCUUCACUGACAACCGCGGACCAUGGUUCCUCCACUGCCACAUCGACUGGCAUCUGGAGGCUGGCUUUGCUAUUGUGUUUGCUGAGGAUGUGCCUGACUGGAAGUCGGAGCUGAUCCCCACUGCCGAGUGGAACCAGCUGUGCCCCAUCUACAACGCGCUUCCAGCCUCGAUCACGUCCCUCGCGGCCUAAUUAUUUGAAAUAUGUAAAAUAUGUUUAACAUUAUCUCUUCAUACUUGAAUGAUAUCAGUUGGUUCGGUUAA